UUCUGGAAAAGAAUUCAUCAAAGGAGUACAGUGGAUGGUCAAGCAGGAACUUCCAAAGGCUGUGUACCUCCUCAUUGGUGCAGAAUUUUGUGAAAGAUUUUCCUUUUGUGGCAUAAGGACAAUAUUGUCGCUGUAUCUGAGGAAUAACUUACUAUUUGAUGAAAAUACUUCCACAGUUAUAUAUCAUGUAUUCAUAAUGCUAUGCUACGUAGUUCCAUUGGUUGGAGCCAUUUUAGCAGACAGUUUCUUGGGAAGAUACAAAACAAUCUUGUAUUUUUCUCUCAUAUACACUGCUGGAAACAUCUUACUGUGUCUUGCUGCCAUCCCUCCAAUUUCUCUUCCUCCAGUAUCAUGUUCAUUGAUUGGACUGUUACUUGUAGCUGUUGGAUCAGGUGGAAUAAAGCCUUGUGUUGCAGCAUUUGGAGGAGACCAGUUCCACUUGCCAGAGGAAGAAGAACUGCUUGACAAAUUUUUUUCCUAUUUCUACUUCAGCAUUAAUUUUGGUGGAUUCAUUGGAAUGAUAUUUACACCCAUUUUACGCAAAUCAUUUAUGUGCUUUGGAGACGAUCAGUGCUAUGCAGUUGGAUUUGGGUUCCCAGCUCUACUUGUCAUAUUGUCAUUGUAUCUGUAUGUUUUUGGUAAGGAUCUAUUCAGAAUCAGAUGUCCAAAGGAAAACAUUAUACUGAAGUUUAUAUGCUGUACGUAUUAUGCUGUUAAAAGAAGACUGGAAUCUAAAGUCCUUUACACUGAUCACUGGCUGGAUGCAGCUAUUGAAAAAUACAGUGAGAAGUUAAUAGAUGAUAUGAAAAUUGUGUUCGGAAUUUUUUUUCUGUUUAUUCCAGUUCCAUUAUUUUGGAGCUUAUUUGAUCAACAGGGUUCACGGUGGACAUUUCAAGCUUCACGUAUGCGUGGGGAUUUCCUGGGAAUGCAGCUGAUACCAGAUCAGAUGCAGGUCCUAAAUCCUGCCAUUGUUCUGGUACUAAUUCCCUUGUUUGACAGAUCAAUUUAUCCUGUAAUUGGAUAUAACAACACAGUGUCAUCACUUUUGACAAAAAUGUUUGCUGGUGGCAUCAUUGCAAGUUUUGCUUUCAUCACUUCUGGAGCAAUAGAGAUUAAACUAGAGGAAUCAUACCCAGUCCUUCCUGAAAAAGACAGUACUCAUUUGAACUUCAUCAAUACCGUGCCAUGUAGAAUUGAAAUUGUUAAUCCUUUCAAUGGUUUACAAAUAGUUAAUGGAUCUUCAAACUUUGUGUUUAAGAAUGUGAACAUAAAAAAUAUAACUGCUUAUGACUUCAUGGUUUUUGCUCCAUCUGACUGUAGUCACUUGUUGAUUACUGAACAACAGCUAUACAUUAAUGUGUUAACCUCUGAACAACAGGUAGAGGAGAUAAUUAUAUGUGCAGUAAAUUCUCAGCUAAUGGCCUACGUUACACAGUUUGAAGAUCUGAACAAAACUCUGAGUGGAAAAUCUAAAAUUAGGUACAGUUCAGAAUAUAUGGAUCUUCAGUAUCGUAUGAUAAAAUCUCUAAUCACUUACAUAAGAGGCAGGAAUGUGCCUCCAAAUUCAGCAGUUGUAUUCAAAGGAGGAACUGGCAUUCAGGAUCUUAAUUUCACUCAAGGAGAGACAUUUAGUAGUACAGAAUUUACAGAGCUUGAAGCAGGAAAGUACACGUACUGCUUGAGUGUUGAUAACAGUAUGAGUUCAGCCACCUGUUCAGAAGUGCUUCUGCAUCCAGGAGGAGUUUAUAUUUUAAUUCUUCAGCAAGAAGGCUAUAGUUUUGUGUUUUCAAAGCUGUUUGUUAUAACACUACCAAACACUCUAUCAAUGUUGUGGUUGAUUCCACAGUACAUCCUAAUUUCUAUUGCAGAAGUAUUGUUUGCAAUUCCAGGCUUAGAGUUCUCCUUUUUACAGGCUCCUAAAAGCUUGAGAACAAUAACGAUAGCUGCAUGGUACCUGUGUGUUGCAAUUGGAAAUUUGAUUGUAAUUCUUAUAACUCAAGCAAGAUUCUUCAGAAGCCAGGCAGUUGAGUUCUUUUUAUUUGCUGGGCUUCUUCUGGGAGACAUGGUAGUAUUUUUCUUUAUUGCACGGAGCUACAAAUCUGUAUUGCUUGAAGGAGAUGGUUCCAGUACUAUGAUUGAUGAUCCCCUUUUCGUUAGAGCGUCUGAAGAAUUAGUCAAGUGA
Messenger RNA from Schistocerca cancellata (South American locust), 2182 nucleotides. RefSeq names its product peptide transporter family 1-like. The transcript has 16 exons. The record is from RefSeq and is a predicted model, not a curated record. Gene Ontology annotation, cellular component: membrane. Gene Ontology annotation, molecular function: dipeptide transmembrane transporter activity. NCBI's taxonomy places the organism in Eukaryota, Metazoa, Arthropoda, Insecta, Orthoptera, Acrididae. Gene Ontology annotation, biological process: transmembrane transport; oligopeptide transport. The coding region runs from base 35 to 2182 and encodes 715 amino acids.